GUAUGAUUUGAUAUGAACUUUGAAAGGAGAAGCAGGUUUUGGAGACCUAGACAUUACCACUUUUUUUGUGGGGGAUAUGGGAGGCAAUUAAAUUUAUUUCUUUACUUAUUUUUGGAGGAGAUUCUGGGGACUGAACCUAGGACCUUGUGUAUAAGCGCUCUACCACUUGAGCUACACCCUCCCCCCUGGAAUGCACUUUUAAAUCUAUGCUCUAUCUGGCAAAUGUGGGGUGUGGAGAGAGAACUGGAGUAGGGCAAGGAUGGCAGCAGGGACUAUAGUCCAGGGGUGAGAGGAAAGUGGGGUGUAUGUUUGUACUGGUGGUGGUAGUGAUAAGUCGUCUGAUUCCAGACAUACUUUGAAGGUAUUGCUGACAGAUUUGGAGGUGGGAUGUGAGAUGAGUCAAAAGAUGAGUUAAUGGUCACUCCAGGAAGAGAGUUGCCAUUAUGAGUUAGGAGAAAAUGUUUCUGGGGAAAGGUCGAGUGUCAGAGUUGCCUAUUAGGUGCCCAGGUGGAGAUGUUGAGUAGGCAGCCAGUUGUAUGUGGCUGGAAUUCAGUGGAAAGGCUGGAGAUGUGACUCUGGGAGGCACCUGGGUAGAGGUGGCAUCUAAAGUCACAAGACUGCAAGGGAGCAUGAGUGGACUGAUAAAAGUAUGGAUAGAGACACAGAGAGGGCUGGGUCUCAGUCCUAGGGCAACCCAGGAAUAAAGGGAGACCAGGAGGAACCAGUAAAGGAAAAGCGAAGGAGGUAGAAAGCCAUCCAAGAGAGUGGUUUCCUGGACACCACGUUUAGAAAGUUUGUCAAGAAAGGAGUGAUUUGUUAUGUCAAAUGCUGCAGACAGAUCAAGAAAGAUGAACGCUGAGAGGUGACCACGGGGUCUAGCAAAGUGGAGGCCACUGGCAGCCCUGACAAGGGCAGUUUAGGUGGCGAGGUGGAGAGUGAAAUCCUGGUUGGAGAGGUGGAAAGGAAUGGGAAACAAACCUUUCUAGAAGUUUUGCUGUGAAGUGAAAUAGAAAUGAGAGGGUAGCUGGAUGGGAACUGGUAACUUUAAAAAAUAGAACAAAUUAAAAUAUGUUGCUAAAGCGUUGAGGAUAAUACAGAGAAGAGGAUGAUGGAGAAGUGGGGAGAAUUGUUGGGGGGAUAUUUUAGAGAAUAUGCGAGAGGCCAGGAUUCAGUGCACAACUGUAGGACUCGGUGUCAGUAGGUAGUUUAUACAUAGUUACAGGAGGGAGGUGUGUAGGUGGGUAAAUGAAAUGAUGUGAACUUGUGAGUUUACUGAGCUCCACGAUUUUCCUAGUGAAAUAGGAAGCAACGUUAUCAGGCAAGAGUAACGAUGGAGAAGGAAAUGAUGGUGGUUUGAUGAGAGGAGAAAUAUGGCAUAAUUCUUCAGCAUGACAGGCGGGGCCAGCCGAGGGGAAUUUGAAACCGCGUUGAAAAGAACGCGGAGACUGCUACAUUUUGUCUUGCGUUGUUAGUCCCUCAAGGCGCUCAGUAGUCUGCGUCCGUUUCCUUGGAGACGGAGACGGGAGAGGGAGCGUCAGGUCUCCCUGGAAUGUUUGAGUGGCCCUGGUUGCCGCGCGACCCACGUUGAGACAAGAAAGUUGGAGAAGCCGAGUAAAUAGACAUCCCCAAAGAUCAAGGCCCCAAGGAUUGAGGACUCUUCUUCCAUUUUCCUCAAUGGCGCGCGUCUUCCCAAAACCGAGCCACGCUGGGAUUUACUCCACAGCCCACCAGUUCCAGGUUCUGGAUUAUGUUCCACGGCAGCGGUCCAAGCAGAAAGCCAAGCCAUCUACUCUGCCUCCAAUCCUACAAACGGUUGACACUAAGAAAAGCAAAAUGAAGACUUUGCCAACCAUCCAGCCAGGCUUGCAGUCCAAGCCCACCUUGUGGAUGACAAGCCAGCUGAGGACUCCACUAGGACCGUGCAGAGGGAAGUUGGACCCUGGGAAGACACAGACCAAAAUCCAGCUACUUAGAACGAUGCUCAGGAACCGGCGAAUCUCACACCAGGAGCUCUGCAACCACGAAGACUUCCUCUCCAAGCUCACUGUGGAGCUGAUGAAGGCCAUCCAGGACAUGGAGGAGAGCUCGGCCAUGAAAGUGCGGGUGAUGCUGCAGCAGCAGGACGUUUUCUCGACCAUCAUCAACAUCUUGGAGUGCUCCAACCAGAAGAAGCUGCAGCAGAUGAAGUGUGAGCUUCAGGAGUGGGAAGAGAAGGAGGAAUCCAAGAUACACAACCUGGAGCAGCAGGUGGAGCAGCUGAAUGCCAAGAUCAAGAAGACCCAUGAGGAGCUGAGCUUCGUGAGCACUUACAAGGACCGUGAGUAUCCCAUCAAGUCGGUCCAGGUUGCCGACCUUGGGCACCAGCUGCAUCAGAUGAAGGAGAGCCAGCAGGAUGAGCUGGAGGGCCUGAGAGAAAUGUGCAGGAUGGUCUUGGCGUCCAUGUCCAACCAGAUUCAGAAGAAGAAGAAAAAACUGCUGAAGUCUCUGGUGGUGAAAAUCCAGCAUGCUAACCAGGAGGCUCUCCUGUACAAGACUUGGAACAGCCAGGCCAUACUGAAGUGCAUGGACAAGUUCAGAGAAUUUAUGGACCAGUUUGAGGAGGAAAUAACCAUCUUACGGGCCGAGAUGGAACAGCUCCAGGCUCAGAUCUGGGAACCCCGAGAGAUUGUAUUUGCGGACGUUCUGCUUCGGAGAGCCAAGUGCACCCCGGACAUGGACGUUAUCCUCAACAUCCCUGUGGAAGAGCCGCUGCCUUUCUAGAUUCCGGGGCCUUGGGCCACCCUUUUUCCCGGUCUCUUCUCCAACCUGGAGUCUUGAGUUCUCUCCUUCCAAGACCACGCCCCCAUUCAGCUCCUGGUCUGCAGUUCCUCCCUCCCUCCCUCCGUCCUUUCUUUCUGGUUGGUGCUGCUACUUGGGCGAGGUAGGAAUUCCUAGUCAAGUCCUAUUUACCAAUAAACCUGGAUUUGCA
Molecule: messenger RNA, 2968 nt
Organism: Vicugna pacos (alpaca)
Lineage: Eukaryota; Metazoa; Chordata; Mammalia; Artiodactyla; Camelidae
Gene: C19H20orf96
Product: chromosome 19 C20orf96 homolog
Source: RefSeq, a predicted model, not a curated record